GCAGACCCAGCCAUACAGCAAGCGGUCCCACACGUAGGACUGCUUAGCUUCCCACCAAACGCCACGACAACAAAAAUUCCACAUCCCAUGAAAAAGCAGAAGCAGAAGUUUAAUAUCUUCUUCCAUUAAGCAAAAACCACCCGCUGAAAGCCGAAGACUUUGAUUAAACCCCAAGUCAAUGUCCGUACUGUUUCUCCUGUGUUUCUAAUCCUAUACAAAUCCACCCAGAUUCCGAUUCUCCUUCAUGAAAGAUAGAUGGCUGCCAAUAGAAACCGCUUCACCAGAGCAGCAGCAGGUGACCUGUCGAUGCCAGUGGGAUUCCGGUUCCGCCCUACAGAAGAAGAGCUGAUCGACCAUUACUUGCUGAUGAAGCUCGAGGGUAAGGAUUACCUUGUCAGCGACGUCAUCCGUGAAAUCAAUAUCUGCAACCACGAGCCAAGGGACUUGCCUGGGUUUUCACUCUUAAAGUCGGAUGAUCAAGAAUGGUACUUCUUCAGCACUUACAAAAAAAACAGCAGAAACCAGACCGAAAGGGCAACGAAGGAAGGCUUCUGGAAGAUCACUGGUGCCCAAAAACCGGUCAAGACUCAAGACAAUAGAACUAUCAUCGGUAAAAAAAGGAUUCUAACUUUUUACCGAGGUACUGUUCGUAAUUCCCAAAGGACCAACUGGGGUAUGCAUGAGUAUUACAUCCCCCAAACCAAUCCUAAUGCUAAUCAGAGGGAUUUCGUUCUCUGUUGCGUAAAGAAGAAAUUGGGUGAGAAUGUGGAUGCUGCAAACUGGGAUGUUGAAUCUAUUACUUACAACAAUGAAUCUGAUUUCGAAAAUCAACUGCUACGAGCACUUGGUAUGGAUAUUGAAGAGGAGCAUACUCAGCAACAACAAAGCAUGGACUAUUUUGAGAGGGAAGAGGGUCGUAUGCUUGCAAGUGCCCCUGGUAAUAAUGAUUACCAUGGGUUGCAAUCUGCAUUUGGAGCUGAUGAACCGGAUGAUAAGUUCGCAGAGUUCUUAAAUUCAAUUAUUGUUGAUGGGGAUCAGGAUGAAACAACUCAUGCUAACAUCUUCAAUGACUCCACUCAUCCUGAUACAACUCAUGCUAACAUCUUCAACGUCUCCACACAUCCUGAUACAACUCAUGCUAACAUCUUCAACGACUCCACUCUGCCACAGUCAAUUAUGAGCGUGUAUUUUGAGGAUGAAGCAUUAAGCAGUGACGCAGACACAGAAGUACUCCUUGCACAGGAAAUGAGUUUACAAAUGCUUAGUGAGCCACCAGUUGAUUCGAGCCACUCCAGAAGACAGGAAGGUGUCAUGCUUUACCAGACACAGGCUGCUUCCUCUGUCAAUGUAGUACCUAAACCUCAGACUGAUCAUCUUCAAGUAGUCACUGAUGAACAUUCUGUUACACAUCGUGGUCAAUUAGUUAAUGACGAGCAUUCUGGUACACAUCAAAGAACAAGCAGGCCGCAACGUGAAUCAAGACACAAUAAUGCCUUAAACGUAAAGAAUGCUUCCUCUGUGGAUGUAGAUGCAGAAUUACGUCAGCUUAAAUGUAUUCGAUUAGCCCCUGACGAAUACUAUAACAAUGAAAGAACACGUGGAAGAACAUAUCCAACUAGUGCCCUCGAAGCACUAAGCAAACAGAAAGAAUUAAAACAGCAGCAAAGCAAGGCAAAAGAAGCUGCAGAGCUUCGAGCUGCUGUUGAUUUUCCUCCGAAGUUGACAUCUAUAACAAAGUCUAACAAAGAAGCAGAGGUGGCUCAAGGUAAUAAUGCAGAAAAGGGUGUGAAGCAGACACAGAACACAACAACCACUUGCAAUUGGAAGGGCUGUUCUUUCAUUUCAUGGGAGACAUCCCCCCCAUUAACAAGUCCCCCAUCAGAAUACUUUUUCAACAUGGUUCUAGGCAUAAUAAUGUUCUGCUUUUUUGCUUGGCUAGUAGUUUUAUACGGGCAGUGGUGCUAGAGGGGCUCAUUCACCAGAAAAAUGGUUAGUUUUUGUUGUCUGUCACACGAUGAGUAAUGCCAUACUUACUGGUUACUUAUUGCUGCUCUAAAAUGUGGGAGUACCAGCCACGGUUUGCAGUGAUGAAGUGUUUAUAUUUGGUAUAGCCUAUAGAGUUUGACUUUUUUCUGUUUCUACGGACCAGAUGUAAUGAUGGAUGGCUAGUCCACAUAAUAUAUUGUUUUUUGCUUAAU
Malus domestica (apple) is the source of this 2198-nucleotide messenger RNA. RefSeq names its product NAC domain-containing protein 69-like. Gene Ontology annotation, molecular function: DNA binding. Gene Ontology annotation, biological process: regulation of DNA-templated transcription. NCBI's taxonomy places the organism in Eukaryota, Viridiplantae, Streptophyta, Magnoliopsida, Rosales, Rosaceae. The record is from RefSeq and is a predicted model, not a curated record.